GCAGGAACCGGCUGUUCACUGUAGGGAGACGGGUCAAAGUGUCAGAGCAGGGUACUUUAGGUCAUAGAAAGUAGAAGAAAACCGCCUUUUAAUUAUUUUAAUUACUCGAGAGCCUCGCCCCUUAUCAAAACAACAUGUAUGCGCUUUAUUCACCGUGUCCGUUGUGUGUUCAUUGAACACUUUUUGAAAAUAGCAAUUAGCGUAGCUAUGCUAGCAGCUAACGCUAAGCAGUUGCGUCAGACUCGAGAAGCGGCGUGCAAACAGUGUAGAGGAGACAGCAGCAGAGUGACAGAUCAACAAAAAGAAGAAAGGAACAACAGAUUGUGUGGUGUGUGUGAAGAAACGUAUCCACCGUCCUGAAGAACCAUGGAACUAUCACUGGCUCACCCAGCCAUCAAGGCCUUCCUGUGCUCCGUCAGGGGGACGUGCUCCACGCUCCUCUUCCAGCCUCUCGACCUGGUCAAAACCCGUCUGCAGACUUUGCAGAGCGCACGCAGCCUGGGUGACUCGGGCCGAGUGGGGAUGAUGACCGUGCUCCUGAGCGUGGUGCGAACAGAGAGGCUGCUGGACUGUGGAAAGGGUUUCCCCGGUUUUGACCAUCUUUAUUCUUCCUUUGCUCGGACCAUCCCCGGAGUCGGGAUCUACUUCAGCACCUACUACACCCUGAAGCAGCACUUCCUGCAGGACGGCAGCCCCGGGGCGCUGGAGGCCGUGCUGCUGGGGGGCUCCGCCCGGACCGUGGCGGGGGUCUUCAUGCUGCCGGUCACCGUCAUCAAGACCCGCUUUGAAUGUGGCCGGUACAGUUACGGGAGCGUAACCGGAGCUCUGCGAAGCGUGUGUCGGACCGAGGGUCCGGCCGCUCUGUUCUCGGGCCUGAUGGCCACGCUGCUCAGAGACGUUCCCUUCUCCGGGAUCUACGUCAUGUUGUACAGCCAGGCCAAGGCCUCGCUACCACGAGAGAUCCUCUCGUCUGCGUCCGUCCCCCUGGCUAACUUCAGCUGUGGCGUCCUGGCGGGCGUCCUGGCGUCCCUGCUCACGCAGCCGGCCGACGUGGUGAAGACACACGUCCAGGUGAACCCACACCUGAGGACGGCAGAGGCCAUCCGGUACAUCUACACGGAGCACCGGCUGCAGGGGUUCUUCAGGGGGGCGGUGCCCCGGGCUCUGAGGAGGACCAUGAUGGCCGCCAUGGCGUGGACGGUGUACGAGCAGAUGAUGUCCAGCAUGGGACUGAGGUCCUGAAGCUGACAGGAAGCUCCUGAAAGAGGAAGAAGAGAGAAAGUCAACGGUAACGUUAACCGGAAGGAACGGCUACAGCGGAGAUAGAAGAGUUCAAGACCUCAAACAUUUCACCGCAACAAGACAAGCCGACGGGUGGACGGAGACACUUCUCAGACGUCUGAGUGACCAACGUCCACGUUACGGGAGCGAUGUGGAGACGUUUCCUCGCUGGAACCAGACGUUUGUCCGCUUCCUCGUUACUCUGGAGAACACAUUUUAAAAUAACAACAGGCUUGCUGCGAUGCUCUGUGUCUCACAUGAAGCAAGAGCUUGGAUUCCUGUGUCUUGUUUUUCACAGCUGAGAUCUUUAGAAGAGGUGACGCAAUCCCUCGUUCCUUCAGAGCCAGCUCAGACUUCUGUAAUGCACUUUAACCCUCGCGGCUCUGUGUCACGCACAGCUUAAAAACCUGGAGACGCUCUGAAACGCCUUUCAGAUAACACAGUGUUAUUUAUAGUCUGUAACACUAAACAAUACGUGUGUGUGUGUGUGUGUGGAGCUGGGCAAUAUAUCAAUAUUAAAUCAAAAUCAUGAUCUGAGACUAGAUAUCGUCUUAGAUUUUGGACGUCGUACUAUGGCAUAAGUGUAUUUUCUUGGUUUUAAAGGCUGCAUUACAGGAAAUUUUCUAAUUUUCUGAACUUACCUGUUCCAUUAUUGGCCUUUACCCACUCAUUGUGUAACGCAGCACCGAUAGUCAACACUAAAAUAUUAUUGCGGUACUGAUAUCGAGGUAUUUGGUGAAAAAUAUUGUGAAAUUUGGUUUUCUCC
Messenger RNA from Etheostoma spectabile (orangethroat darter), 2047 nucleotides. Its product is annotated as mitochondrial glycine transporter A-like. Gene Ontology annotation, biological process: glycine import into mitochondrion. Gene Ontology annotation, molecular function: glycine transmembrane transporter activity. Lineage: Eukaryota; Metazoa; Chordata; Actinopteri; Perciformes; Percidae. Gene Ontology annotation, cellular component: mitochondrion. The record is from RefSeq and is a predicted model, not a curated record.